This is a messenger RNA of Schistosoma rodhaini, 9840 nucleotides long. The record is from the annotation of a GenBank genome assembly. NCBI's taxonomy places the organism in Eukaryota, Metazoa, Platyhelminthes, Trematoda, Strigeidida, Schistosomatidae.
AUGCUUGCUGAUCGAAAUGGUCAACGAAUAUACAUAACUGUGAAUGCAAGUGGACACAAUCCACAUCACUAUCCUUCGUUUCCACCGCAUUUAUCUGGACACAGAAACGGAUCAUUGAGUGGAAUGUUCGGUGAAAAUGGUCAACGAAUAUACAUAACUGUGAAUGCAAGUGGACACAAUCCACAUCACUAUCCUUCGUUUCCACCGCAUUUAUCUGGACACAGAAACGGAUCAUUGAGUGGAAUGUUCGGUGAAAAUGGUCAACGAAUAUACAUAACUGUGAAUGCAAGUGGACACAAUCCACAUCACUAUCCUUCGUUUCCACCGCAUUUAUCUGGACACAGAAACGGAUCAUUGAGUGGAAUGUUCGGUGAAAAUGGUCAACGAAUAUACAUAACUGUGAAUGCAAGUGGACACAAUCCACAUCACUAUCCUUCGUUUCCACCGCAUUUAUCUGGACACAGAAACGGAUCAUUGAGUGGAAUGUUCGGUGAAAAUGGUCAACGAAUAUACAUAACUGUGAAUGCAAGUGGACACAAUCCACAUCACUAUCCUUCGUUUCCACCGCAUUUAUCUGGACACAGAAACGGAUCAUUGAGUGGAAUGUUCGGUGAAAAUGGUCAACGAAUAUACAUAACUGUGAAUGCAAGUGGACACAAUCCACAUCACUAUCCUUCGUUUCCACCGCAUUUAUCUGGACACAGAAACGGAGCAUUGAGUGGAAUGUUCGGUGAAAAUGGUCAACGAAUAUACAUAACUGUGAAUGCAAGUGGACACAAUCCACAUCACUAUCCUUCGUUUCCACCGCAUUUAUCUGGACACAGAAACGGAUCAUUGAGUGGAAUGUUCGGUGAAAAUGGUCAACGAAUAUACAUAACUGUGAAUGCAAGUGGACACAAUCCACAUCACUAUCCUUCGUUUCCACCGCAUUUAUCUGGACACAGAAACGGAUCAUUGAGUGGAAUGUUCGGUGAAAAUGGUCAACGAAUAUACAUAACUGUGAAUGCAAGUGGACACAAUCCACAUCACUAUCCUUCGUUUCCACCGCAUUUAUCUGGACACAGAAACGGAUCAUUGAGUGGAAUGUUCGGUGAAAAUGGUCAACGAAUAUACAUAACUGUGAAUGCAAGUGGACACAAUCCACAUCACUAUCCUUCGUUUCCACCGCAUUUAUCUGGACACAGAAACGGAUCAUUGAGUGGAAUGUUCGGUGAAAAUGGUCAACGAAUAUACAUAACUGUGAAUGCAAGUGGACACAAUCCACAUCACUAUCCUUCGUUUCCACCGCAUUUAUCUGGACACAGAAACGGAUCAUUGAGUGGAAUGUUCGGUGAAAAUGGUCAACGAAUAUACAUAACUGUGAAUGCAAGUGGACACAAUCCACAUCACUAUCCUUCGUUUCCACCGCAUUUAUCUGGACACAGAAACGGAUCAUUGAGUGGAAUGUUCGGUGAAAAUGGUCAACGAAUAUACAUAACUGUGAAUGCAAGUGGACACAAUCCACAUCACUAUCCUUCGUUUCCACCGCAUUUAUCUGGACACAGAAACGGAUCAUUGAGUGGAAUGUUCGGUGAAAAUGGUCAACGAAUAUACAUAACUGUGAAUGCAAGUGGACACAAUCCACAUCACUAUCCUUCGUUUCCACCGCAUUUAUCUGGACACAGAAACGGAUCAUUGAGUGGAUUGUUCGGUGAAAAUGGUCAACGAAUAUACAUAACUGUGAAUGCAAGUGGACACAAUCCACAUCACUAUCCUUCGUUUCCACCGCAUUUAUCUGGACACAGAAACGGAUCAUUGAGUGGAAUGUUCGGUGAAAAUGGUCAACGAAUAUACAUAACUGUGAAUGCAAGUGGACACAAUCCACAUCACUAUCCUUCGUUUCCACCGCAUUUAUCUGGACACAGAAACGGAUCAUUGAGUGGAAUGUUCGGUGAAAAUGGUCAACGAAUAUACAUAACUGUGAAUGCAAGUGGACACAAUCCACAUCACUAUCCUUCGUUUCCACCGCAUUUAUCUGGACACAAAAACGGAUCAUUGAGUGGAAUGUUCGGUGAAAAUGGUCAACGAAUAUACAUAACUGUGAAUGCAAGUGGACACAAUCCACAUCACUAUCCUUCGUUUCCACCGCAUUUAUCUGGACACAGAAACGGAUCAUUGAGUGGAAUGUUCGGUGAAAAUGGUCAACGAAUAUACAUAACUGUGAAUGCAAGUGGACACAAUCCACAUCACUAUCCUUCGUUUCCACCGCAUUUAUCUGGACACAGAAACGGAUCAUUGAGUGGAAUGUUCGGUGAAAAUGGUCAACGAAUAUACAUAACUGUGAAUGCAAGUGGACACAAUCCACAUCACUAUCCUUCGUUUCCACCGCACUUAUCUGGACACAGAAACGGAUCAUUGAGUGGAAUGUUCGGUGAAAAUGGUCAACGAAUAUACAUAACUGUGAAUGCAAGUGGACACAAUCCACAUCACUAUCCUUCGUUUCCACCGCAUUUAUCUGGACACAGAAACGGAUCAUUGAGUGGAAUGUUCGGUGAAAAUGGUCAACGAAUAUACAUAACUGUGAAUGCAAGUGGACACAAUCCACAUCACUAUCCUUCGUUUCCACCGCAUUUAUCUGGACACAGAAACGGAUCAUUGAGUGGAAUGUUCGGUGAAAAUGGUCAACGAAUAUACAUAACUGUGAAUGCAAGUGGACACAAUCCACAUCACUAUCCUUCGUUUCCACCGCAUUUAUCUGGACACAGAAACGGAUCAUUGAGUGGAAUGUUCGGUGAAAAUGGUCAACGAAUAUACAUAACUGUGAAUGCAAGUGGACACAAUCCACAUCACUAUCCUUCGUUUCCACCGCAUUUAUCUGGACACAGAAACGGAUCAUUGAGUGGAAUGUUCGGUGAAAAUGGUCAACGAAUAUACAUAACUGUGAAUGCAAGUGGACACAAUCCACAUCACUAUCCUUCGUUUCCACCGCAUUUAUCUGGACACAGAAACGGAUCAUUGAGUGGAAUGUUCGGUGAAAAUGGUCAACGAAUAUACAUAACUGUGAAUGCAAGUGGACACAAUCCACAUCACUAUCCUUCGUUUCCACCGCAUUUAUCUGGACACAGAAACGGAUCAUUGAGUGGAAUGUUCGGUGAAAAUGGUCAACGAAUAUACAUAACUGUGAAUGCAAGUGGACACAAUCCACAUCACUAUCCUUCGUUUCCACCGCAUUUAUCUGGACACAGAAACGGAUCAUUGAGUGGAAUGUUCGGUGAAAAUGGUCAACGAAUAUACAUAACUGUGAAUGCAAGUGGACACAAUCCACAUCACUAUCCUUCGUUUCCACCGCAUUUAUCUGGACACAGAAACGGAUCAUUGAGUGGAAUGUUCGGUGAAAAUGGUCAACGAAUAUACAUAACUGUGAAUGCAAGUGGACACAAUCCACAUCACUAUCCUUCGUUUCCACCGCAUUUAUCUGGACACAGAAACGGAUCAUUGAGUGGAAUGUUCGGUGAAAAUGGUCAACGAAUAUACAUAACUGUGAAUGCAAGUGGACACAAUCCACAUCACUAUCCUUCGUUUCCACCGCAUUUAUCUGGACACAGAAACGGAUCAUUGAGUGGAUUGUUCGGUGAAAAUGGUCAACGAAUAUACAUAACUGUGAAUGCAAGUGGACACAAUCCACAUCACUAUCCUUCGUUUCCACCGCAUUUAUCUGGACACAGAAACGGAUCAUUGAGUGGAAUGUUCGGUGAAAAUGGUCAACGAAUAUACAUAACUGUGAAUGCAAGUGGACACAAUCCACAUCACUAUCCUUCGUUUCCACCGCAUUUAUCUGGACACAGAAACGGAUCAUUGAGUGGAAUGUUCGGUGAAAAUGGUCAACGAAUAUACAUAACUGUGAAUGCAAGUGGACACAAUCCACAUCACUAUCCUUCGUUUCCACCGCAUUUAUCUGGACAAAGAAACGGAUCAUUGAGUGGAUUGUUCGGUGAAAAUGGUCAACGAAUAUACAUAACUGUGAAUGCAAGUGGACACAAUCCACAUCACUAUCCUUCGUUUCCACCGCAUUUAUCUGGACACAGAAACGGAUCAUUGAGUGGAAUGUUCGGUGAAAAUGGUCAACGAAUAUACAUAACUGUGAAUGCAAGUGGACACAAUCCACAUCACUAUCCUUCGUUUCCACCGCAUUUAUCUGGACACAGAAACGGAUCAUUGAGUGGAAUGUUCGGUGAAAAUGGUCAACGAAUAUACAUAACUGUGAAUGCAAGUGGACACAAUCCACAUCACUAUCCUUCGUUUCCACCGCAUUUAUCUGGACACAGAAACGGAUCAUUGAGUGGAAUGUUCGGUGAAAAUGGUCAACGAAUAUACAUAACUGUGAAUGCAAGUGGACACAAUCCACAUCACUAUCCUUCGUUUCCACCGCAUUUAUCUGGACACAGAAACGGAUCAUUGAGUGGAAUGUUCGGUGAAAAUGGUCAACGAAUAUACAUAACUGUGAAUGCAAGUGGACACAAUCCACAUCACUAUCCUUCGUUUCCACCGCAUUUAUCUGGACACAGAAACGGAUCAUUGAGUGGAAUGUUCGGUGAAAAUGGUCAACGAAUAUACAUAACUGUGAAUGCAAGUGGACACAAUCCACAUCACUAUCCUUCGUUUCCACCGCAUUUAUCUGGACACAGAAACGGAUCAUUGAGUGGAAUGUUCGGUGAAAAUGGUCAACGAAUAUACAUAACUGUGAAUGCAAGUGGACACAAUCCACAUCACUAUCCUUCGUUUCCACCGCAUUUAUCUGGACACAGAAACGGAUCAUUGAGUGGAAUGUUCGGUGAAAAUGGUCAACGAAUAUACAUAACUGUGAAUGCAAGUGGACACAAUCCACAUCACUAUCCUUCGUUUCCACCGCAUUUAUCUGGACACAGAAACGGAUCAUUGAGUGGAAUGUUCGGUGAAAAUGGUCAACGAAUAUACAUAACUGUGAAUGCAAGUGGACACAAUCCACAUCACUAUCCUUCGUUUCCACCGCAUUUAUCUGGACACAGAAACGGAUCAUUGAGUGGAAUGUUCGGUGAAAAUGGUCAACGAAUAUACAUAACUGUGAAUGCAAGUGGACACAAUCCACAUCACUAUCCUUCGUUUCCACCGCAUUUAUCUGGACACAGAAACGGAUCAGUGAGUGGAUUGUUCGGUGAAAAUGGUCAACGAAUAUACAUAACUGUGAAUGCAAGUGGACACAAUCCACAUCACUAUCCUUCGUUUCCACCGCAUUUAUCUGGACACAGAAACGGAUCAUUGAGUGGAAUGUUCGGUGAAAAUGGUCAACGAAUAUACAUAACUGUGAAUGCAAGUGGACACAAUCCACAUCACUAUCCUUCGUUUCCACCGCAUUUAUCUGGACACAGAAACGGAUCAUUGAGUGGAAUGUUCGGUGAAAAUGGUCAACGAAUAUACAUAACUGUGAAUGCAAGUGGACACAAUCCACAUCACUAUCCUUCGUUUCCACCGCAUUUAUCUGGACACAGAAACGGAUCAUUGAGUGGAAUGUUCGGUGAAAAUGGUCAACGAAUAUACAUAACUGUGAAUGCAAGUGGACACAAUCCACAUCACUAUCCUUCGUUUCCACCGCAUUUAUCUGGACACAGAAACGGAUCAUUGAGUGGAAUGUUCGGUGAAAAUGGUCAACGAAUAUACAUAACUGUGAAUGCAAGUGGACACAAUCCACAUCACUAUCCUUCGUUUCCACCGCAUUUAUCUGGACACAGAAACGGAUCAUUGAGUGGAAUGUUCGGUGAAAAUGGUCAACGAAUAUACAUAACUGUGAAUGCAAGUGGACACAAUCCACAUCACUCUCCUUCGUUUCCACCGCAUUUAUCUGGACACAGAAACGGAUCAUUGAGUGGAAUGUUCGGUGAAAAUGGUCAACGAAUAUACAUAACUGUGAAUGCAAGUGGACACAAUCCACAUCACUAUCCUUCGUUUCCACCGCAUUUAUCUGGACACAGAAACGGAUCAUUGAGUGGAAUGUUCGGUGAAAAUGGUCAACGAAUAUACAUAACUGUGAAUGCAAGUGGACACAAUCCACAUCACUAUCCUUCGUUUCCACCGCAUUUAUCUGGACACAGAAACGGAUCAUUGAGUGGAAUGUUCGGUGAAAAUGGUCAACGAAUAUACAUAACUGUGAAUGCAAGUGGACACAAUCCACAUCACUAUCCUUCGUUUCCACCGCAUUUAUCUGGACACAGAAACGGAUCAUUGAGUGGAAUGUUCGGUGAAAAUGGUCAACGAAUAUACAUAACUGUGAAUGCAAGUGGACACAAUCCACAUCACUAUCCUUCGUUUCCACCGCAUUUAUCUGGACACAGAAACGGAUCAUUGAGUGGAAUGUUCGGUGAAAAUGGUCAACGAAUAUACAUAACUGUGAAUGCAAGUGGACACAAUCCACAUCACUAUCCUUCGUUUCCACCGCAUUUAUCUGGACACAGAAACGGAUCAUUGAGUGGAAUGUUCGGUGAAAAUGGUCAACGAAUAUACAUAACUGUGAAUGCAAGUGGACACAAUCCACAUCACUAUCCUUCGUUUCCACCGCAUUUAUCUGGACACAGAAACGGAUCAUUGAGUGGAAUGUUCGGUGAAAAUGGUCAACGAAUAUACAUAACUGUGAAUGCAAGUGGACACAAUCCACAUCACUAUCCUUCGUUUCCACCGCAUUUAUCUGGACACAGAAACGGAUCAUUGAGUGGAAUGUUCGGUGAAAAUGGUCAACGAAUAUACAUAACUGUGAAUGCAAGUGGACACAAUCCACAUCACUAUCCUUCGUUUCCACCGCAUUUAUCUGGACACAGAAACGGAUCAUUGAGUGGAAUGUUCGGUGAAAAUGGUCAACGAAUAUACAUAACUGUGAAUGCAAGUGGACACAAUCCACAUCACUAUCCUUCGUUUCCACCGCAUUUAUCUGGACACAGAAACGGAUCAUUGAGUGGAAUGUUCGGUGAAAAUGGUCAACGAAUAUACAUAACUGUGAAUGCAAGUGGACACAAUCCACAUCACUAUCCUUCGUUUCCACCGCAUUUAUCUGGACACAGAAACGGAUCAUUGAGUGGAAUGUUCGGUGAAAAUGGUCAACGAAUAUACAUAACUGUGAAUGCAAGUGGACACAAUCCACAUCACUAUCCUUCGUUUCCACCGCAUUUAUCUGGACACAGAAACGGAUCAUUGAGUGGAAUGUUCGGUGAAAAUGGUCAACGAAUAUACAUAACUGUGAAUGCAAGUGGACACAAUCCACAUCACUAUCCUUCGUUUCCACCGCAUUUAUCUGGACACAGAAACGGAUCAUUGAGUGGAUUGUUCGGUGAAAAUGGUCAACGAAUAUACAUAACUGUGAAUGCAAGUGGACACAAUCCACAUCACUAUCCUUCGUUUCCACCGCAUUUAUCUGGACACAGAAACGGAUCAUUGAGUGGAAUGUUCGGUGAAAAUGGUCAACGAAUAUACAUAACUGUGAAUGCAAGUGGACACAAUCCACAUCACUAUCCUUCGUUUCCACCGCAUUUAUCUGGACACAGAAACGGAUCAUUGAGUGGAAUGUUCGGUGAAAAUGGUCAACGAAUAUACAUAACUGUGAAUGCAAGUGGACACAAUCCACAUCACUAUCCUUCGUUUCCACCGCAUUUAUCUGGACACAGAAACGGAUCAUUGAGUGGAUUGUUCGGUGAAAAUGGUCAACGAAUAUACAUAACUGUGAAUGCAAGUGGACACAAUCCACAUCACUAUCCUUCGUUUCCACCGCAUUUAUCUGGACACAGAAACGGAUCAUUGAGUGGAAUGUUCGGUGAAAAUGGUCAACGAAUAUACAUAACUGUGAAUGCAAGUGGACACAAUCCACAUCACUAUCCUUCGUUUCCACCGCAUUUAUCUGGACACAGAAACGGAUCAUUGAGUGGAAUGUUCGGUGAAAAUGGUCAACGAAUAUACAUAACUGUGAAUGCAAGUGGACACAAUCCACAUCACUAUCCUUCGUUUCCACCGCAUUUAUCUGGACACAGAAACGGAUCAUUGAGUGGAAUGUUCGGUGAAAAUGGUCAACGAAUAUACAUAACUGUGAAUGCAAGUGGACACAAUCCACAUCACUAUCCUUCGUUUCCACCGCAUUUAUCUGGACACAGAAACGGAUCAUUGAGUGGAAUGUUCGGUGAAAAUGGUCAACGAAUAUACAUAACUGUGAAUGCAAGUGGACACAAUCCACAUCACUAUCCUUCGUUUCCACCGCAUUUAUCUGGACACAGAAACGGAUCAUUGAGUGGAAUGUUCGGUGAAAAUGGUCAACGAAUAUACAUAACUGUGAAUGCAAGUGGACACAAUCCACAUCACUAUCCUUCGUUUCCACCGCAUUUAUCUGGACACAGAAACGGAUCAUUGAGUGGAAUGUUCGGUGAAAAUGGUCAACGAAUAUACAUAACUGUGAAUGCAAGUGGACACAAUCCACAUCACUAUCCUUCGUUUCCACCGCAUUUAUCUGGACACAGAAACGGAUCAUUGAGUGGAAUGUUCGGUGAAAAUGGUCAACGAAUAUACAUAACUGUGAAUGCAAGUGGACACAAUCCACAUCACUAUCCUUCGUUUCCACCGCAUUUAUCUGGACACAGAAACGGAUCAUUGAGUGGAAUGUUCGGUGAAAAUGGUCAACGAAUAUACAUAACUGUGAAUGCAAGUGGACACAAUCCACAUCACUAUCCUUCGUUUCCACCGCAUUUAUCUGGACACAGAAACGGAUCAUUGAGUGGAAUGUUCGGUGAAAAUGGUCAACGAAUAUACAUAACUGUGAAUGCAAGUGGACACAAUCCACAUCACUAUCCUUCGUUUCCACCGCAUUUAUCUGGACACAGAAACGGAUCAUUGAGUGGAAUGUUCGGUGAAAAUGGUCAACGAAUAUACAUAACUGUGAAUGCAAGUGGACACAAUCCACAUCACUAUCCUUCGUUUCCACCGCAUUUAUCUGGACACAGAAACGGAUCAUUGAGUGGAAUGUUCGGUGAAAAUGGUCAACGAAUAUACAUAACUGUGAAUGCAAGUGGACACAAUCCACAUCACUAUCCUUCGUUUCCACCGCAUUUAUCUGGACACAGAAACGGAUCAUUGAGUGGAUUGUUCGGUGAAAAUGGUCAACGAAUAUACAUAACUGUGAAUGCAAGUGGACACAAUCCACAUCACUAUCCUUCGUUUCCACCGCAUUUAUCUGGACACAGAAACGGAUCAUUGAGUGGAAUGUUCGGUGAAAAUGGUCAACGAAUAUACAUAACUGUGAAUGCAAGUGGACACAAUCCACAUCACUAUCCUUCGUUUCCACCGCAUUUAUCUGGACACAGAAACGGAUCAUUGAGUGGAAUGUUCGGUGAAAAUGGUCAACGAAUAUACAUAACUGUGAAUGCAAGUGGACACAAUCCACAUCACUAUCCUUCGUUUCCACCGCAUUUAUCUGGACACAGAAACGGAUCAUUGAGUGGAAUGUUCGGUGAAAAUGGUCAACGAAUAUACAUAACUGUGAAUGCAAGUGGACACAAUCCACAUCACUAUCCUUCGUUUCCACCGCAUUUAUCUGGACACAGAAACGGAUCAUUGAGUGGAAUGUUCGGUGAAAAUGGUCAACGAAUAUACAUAACUGUGAAUGCAAGUGGACACAAUCCACAUCACUAUCCUUCGUUUCCACCGCAUUUAUCUGGACACAGAAACGGAUCAUUGAGUGGAAUGUUCGGUGAAAAUGGUCAACGAAUAUACAUAACUGUGAAUGCAAGUGGACACAAUCCACAUCACUAUCCUUCUUACAGUGGUAGACAUUCAGUUAGUCAUUCACGGAAAUUCUGA